GCUGUUCAAAGUACACAGCAUUUUGUUGAUUUAAUUAAUUUACAUUAUAUUUUCAGGUCUAGAAAUCUUUAAAAUCAUGUUACAAAAAUUAGAUUUUACCAAAUGGUUUUCACAAAUUAACGUUGACAUUUACAUUUUUAUAAUUUCAAGUCAGUUUUAGGCCCCCUUGUUGAGAUCCACUCGAAUAUAUUUAAUUUUCAAUAAAUAUAUAAAUUAUUUAUUUUACUUUUUUUUUUUUUUAAAGAAUAUCACAGUUUUAAAAAUGCAACAAUAUUUUAAUGAUAGAUUUUCAUAGUUCAAAACUGAAUAUCUGAUCCUGUAACAUGAAUAAAACAAAUGUGUCACAAAAGAAAAAAAAAAAAUUAAAUGUGCUUGUAGUGUUAAUUUUUACUGAAUAGCUAGACUCUAUACUUUGCCCUCAACACAGGCCAAGACUAAAGUUCACCAAGAGAGAGUGAGAGGGAGAGAGAACGACGGAGGAAAGGAGGAGGGGAUGAAGGAAAAGCAAGUAGCAAAAAUAAAACUAUUUCGAAACAAAAGGACAGCAGGUAUCUAACGAACACUGUAAAACAAAGAGAAGAAAAGGAUAAAAAAAAUAAAAACUGUUCAUGUGGAAGACAGACUACUGAACUCAAUGACAGAGACAGAGGUGAAUACUGAACGUGUGUGAUAUUGUUUUGCUGUGUGUGUAUAAGUCUGUUUGCACGCAAAGAGUGUGUUGGUAAUUGCUUCAGUGACACGGACAAAGCUUCUAUGAGCAAAAUAUACACAAAAAACGGCCACUUAAACGUGAGAGAUGGAGGGAGGAGAGGGGAAGAGAGCAGGAGGAGAACGAAGCGGCCGGCUGUCGGCCUUACAGGAGCAGCUGGUGUGGUCUCUCCUGGGAUCAGGGCUGUCAAAAGAGCUGCUGAUCCAGGCCAUGGGAGAUCUGGAGCGAGAACGGGCCUCGGCCGGUGCCGAGAGGAUGGACCGGGCCGAUGGUGAGAGCUCAGAGGAGGGAGACCUGGACUAUCCACCUCCUAUAUUCCGUGAGCUGGAGAGGCUGCCGCCGGAGGAGGCCGCGAGGCAGAGGGCUGAAGUUAACCAGCUGUUACAAGAGGAUCCAUGGCAUGUGGCUAAAAUGAUAAAGACCUACAUGCAGCAGCAAAACCUGCCACAGAGAGAGGUGGUGGAGUCCACAGGCCUCAACCAAUCCCAUCUCUCUCAGCACCUCAACAAGGGCACACCCAUGAAGAAUCAAAAGCGUGCCGCUCUGUACAGCUGGUACGUCAAGAAACAGGCAGAGAUCAGCCAGCAGUUCACUAAUGCCAGUCGAGGUGUUGUGUCAGGAGAGGAAUCUGGGGAUGAUGUGAGAAAGGGACGAAGGAAUCGAUUCAAAUGGGGCCCAGCAUCCCAACAAAUCCUGUUCCAGGCCUAUGAACGACAGAAAAACCCCAGUAAGGGGGAAAGGGAGGGACUGGUGGAGGAGUGCAACAGAGCGGAAUGUCUUCAGAGGGGAGUUUCUCCAUCUCAGCUGGUUGGCCUGGGCUCUAAUUUGGUCACAGAGGUUCGUGUGUAUAAUUGGUUUGCGAAUCGGCGUAAAGAAGAGGCAUUUCGCCAUAAACUGGCACUGGACGGGCCCUAUAGCAGCCAAUCAGAUCCCUUGACAGGCCAGACGCUACCAUCCAGUCCUUCACCAGAUCUGAAGUACAGUCAGCCAGUUGUGUGUGAGAGCCUGGGCACAGUGAGAAGCUCCAGUGGUGAAGGCAGAGGUUGUCUAGCCAGUCCAGUCCAGCUUGAUCCCAGCCAUACACUCCUGGAUACACACCAUCACAAAUCAGCUUCUGGCGGUGGCUCCUUACCUCCUGUCAGUACUCUCACUUCCCUGCAUGGAGUUUUAGGAUCCUCUGCUGCCCCUACAGGACUGAUCAUGGGCUCCCUGCCAAGUGUAAUGAGUCUAGGGGACUCCUCACUCUUCAUAGGUUUGACAUCCUCUCAACCACAGACAGUCAUCAACAAUGUAGGGGGAGGUUUUACUACCCUUCAGCCAAUCUCAUUUCAGCAGCAUCUUCACACCUCACCUCAGCAGCCAACAGUGCAGCAGCUUCAGAGUCACAUUGGUCCAAGCUCCUUCAUGGCAACAAUGACACAGUUACCAUGCCACAUGUACAGCAAAGCAGACCUGAGCUCUUUCCCCUCCUCCAGUCUCCUGUCCCAGGCUAUGGUCAUCGCAGACAGCAACAGCAUUGGGACACUGACUAACCUCACAGCUGUUCGACAGAUUCUCACCUCAGAUCCUGAAGCUCACUCUGAAACUCCUAUUGAAGAGGAGUCUUUACAUCUGCAAUCCACUUCACCAGAGCCAGUGUCUUCAGGCAGUUUGGAUCUCUACCCUCAGACGAGUGACCCUCAUCCUUCUCACCUGCUCUCCUCUCCACCUGGAGAUAUAGACCCUUACAUCCCUACACAUAUGGUCUCUCCUGCACAAUAGCUUCAACUACUGAUGGAAAUCCCACAGAGA
This is a messenger RNA of Carassius auratus (goldfish), 2500 nucleotides long. Its product is annotated as hepatocyte nuclear factor 1-alpha-like. Lineage: Eukaryota; Metazoa; Chordata; Actinopteri; Cypriniformes; Cyprinidae. Gene Ontology annotation, molecular function: DNA-binding transcription factor activity, RNA polymerase II-specific; RNA polymerase II cis-regulatory region sequence-specific DNA binding. Gene Ontology annotation, cellular component: nucleus. The transcript has 10 exons. Gene Ontology annotation, biological process: regulation of transcription by RNA polymerase II; positive regulation of DNA-templated transcription; pancreas development. Bases 797 to 2470 code for a protein of 557 amino acids. The record is from RefSeq and is a predicted model, not a curated record.